GGUGGAGCCAGCUGCCAAGGCGGCAAGGCUCCCAGUCCUCUGUGCAGAGCCUGAGUGGAGGCCACGAGAGGGCCCUGUGCCCAGCCCUGAUGAAGACGCUCCUGACCAUCCUGGCUGUGGGAUCCCUGGCUGCUCACAUUCCAGAGGACACCUCGGAUCUUCUUCAGCGCGUGAAAUUCCAGUCCAGCAACUUUGAAAACAUCCUGACGUGGGACAGCGGGCCGGACAGCACGCCAGACACAGUCUACAGCGUCGAGUAUAAGAUGUACGGAGAGAGCGAGUGGCUGGCAAAGGAGGGCUGCCAGAACAUCACCCGCAAGUCCUGCAACCUGACGGUGGAGACGGGCAACCCCACAGAGUACUACUAUGCCAGGGUCACUGCUGUCAGCCCGGGAGGCAGGUCUGCCACCAAGAUGACAGACAGGUUCGGGUCAAAGCAGCACACCACCAUCAAACCACCUGAUGUGACCUGUAUUCCUAAAACGAGAUCCAUUCAGAUGAUUGUUCAUCCGACCCCCAUACCUAUCCACAAGGAGGAUGGCCACCAACAAAUGCUGGAGGAUAUCUUCCCUGACCUGUUCUACCGCUUAGAGCUCCACAUCAACCACACCUACCAAAUGCACCUUGAAGGGAAGCGGAGAGAAUUUGAGUUCUUCAGCCUGACCCCUGACACAGAGUUCCUGGUGACCAUUACGAUUUUUGUUCAAACCUGGUCCAAAGAGAGUGCCGCCUAUGUGUGCCGAGUGAAGACGCUACCAGAUCGGACGUGGACCUACUCUUUCUCAGGCACCAUCCUGUUCCUCAUGGGCUUCCUCGUGGCCAUACUCUGCUAUCUGAGCUACAGAUAUGUCACCAAGCCGCCUGUGCCUCCUAACUCCCUGAAUGUCCAGCAAGUACUGACUUUCCAGCCGCUGCGGUUCAUCCAGGAGCACGUCCUGAUCCCUGUCUCCAACCUCAAUGGCACCAGCAGUCUGACCCAGCCCGUCCAGUACUCCCAGGUCAAGGUCUCCGGGCUCAGGGAGACCCCAGAAGCUCCACAGCAGCACAGCACAUCAGAGAUCACUUACUUAGGCCAACAGGACAUCUCCAUCCUCCAGCCCCACCCCAUGCCACCACCUCAGACACUCUCCCCACUAUCCUGUGCCCCAAAGGCUGCCCCCGAGGUUGGGCCCUCAUCCUACGCACCUCAGGUGAUCCAUGAAGCUAAACCCCCAUUAUACACCCCACAGACUGUCUCAAAGGUCAGGCCUCCCUCCUACACCCCUCAGGCCACUCUCGAUGGCUGGCCCCCUUCCUAUGGGGUGUGCAUGGAAGACUCCAGUAAAAACUCCUCGCCUGUGACACUCAAAGAUCUCAGGCCUAAAGGUCAGCUCCACAAAGAGGCACCCACUGGCAGCUGCAUCCCGGGUGGCCUUUCUCUGCAGGUGGUGACCUCCUUGGCUACAGAGGAAUCCCAAGAAGUAAAAUCUUUCCUCCAGCCUCUGGGGAUUUGCAUGGACAGAGCAUCAGACCCCAGCAUGCUGCCCAGUGGGGAGCCAGAGACACCACAGUACCUGAAGGGCCAGCUUCCCCUCCUCUCCUCUGUCCAGAUCGAGGGCCACCCUGUGUCCCUCCCUUUGCACACCCUUUCCCUCCCCCAUUCCCCUUUGGACGAAGGUUCAAGUCCAUGGGGCCUGCUGGAGUCCCUUGUAUGUCCCAAGGAUGAGGACAAGAACCUAGCCCCUGAGGCCUCAGACCUGGAGCAGCCCACAGAGCUGGAUUCUCUCUUCAGUGGCCUGGCCCUGAGGGUGCAAUGGGAGUCCUGAGGGGAGAACAGGUCAGGCCUGGGGCUUCCUCCCUCUUGCCACCCAGAAUCACAUCCUUGGCUAUGAGUCCCAUACCCAGACGUGCUGCACACUCUUCGGCCCAGCCCCCUGUGGGUGUCCGCUAGAGAACCAGCAGAGGAGGAUGCAGGGCCUCCUGCCAUGAGUGACUCCCCCUCGGAGCAAAUCAGCACAAUGAGGAGCAGCAGGAACAGACGAGCCACAUGCAGAGCCCAGCAGGGCAGGUCAGGAUGGAGCGGUCACAGUGCAGGGAAACCCCCAGAGGAGACCCAGCACCCCACCUCCUUAUACUCCAGGCUCAAAGUUCUCAGGGAACCUGCCUGUCUGCACCUCACUCCUGGCCAGCUUCAUGAUCAAGUUUGGCAGAGAAUGAGGCCCCUGCCUCCUCUGUGAUUGUCCAAAGGUAAGAAAAGAGCUGAGAAAGGACACCUCCCGGGAGGCCAGGCAGAACCAGAACAACCUGCACUUCCGCCAAAGCCAGAGCCCAAUCAGGGCAACACUUCAGGGAGGGGUGCAGCCUGGGGCUUGUUCCCAGCCAAGGCCACCACUGCCUGAACUUGCACCAUUUCAAGUAUGUUCCUCUGCUGGAGGCCUUACCCCCAGUGAAUCCAGCUCUGUGGGCUGCUCCAGGCCCACCAGGGAGGGAAACACGGAAACCUUUCCUGCAGGCAGGUGUUUCAUAUCUUACUCUGUGAAUGAGGUUUGAAAGGAACUUGGGGCCACGUGGCCUCUGGAGACAGAACAAUAAACUGCAUCUACUGUACAACUUGGGAAAUUCAGCCUCAGGUUCAGCCCACCUGGAUUGAAAUUCCAGCCUCACCACUUACAGGCUAUGUGACUUCAUGCAAAUGAAUUGUUGCUCAAUACCUCAGUUUCCUCAUCUGUAAAAUGGGGACAACAAUACCUACCUUACAGUGUUGUGGUGAGGAUGACAUUGAAUAAUGUCUGCGAAGUGCUUACUAUGCCUGGUACAUGGGCAACGCCCAGUAAAUAAAUAGCUAUUUCCUGCUGUGAA
This is a messenger RNA of Otolemur garnettii (small-eared galago), 2838 nucleotides long. RefSeq names its product interleukin 22 receptor subunit alpha 1 (gene IL22RA1). Bases 90 to 1805 code for a protein of 571 amino acids. Lineage: Eukaryota; Metazoa; Chordata; Mammalia; Primates; Galagidae. The record is from RefSeq and is a predicted model, not a curated record. Gene Ontology annotation, molecular function: protein binding. The transcript is spliced from 7 exons.